CGUCUCUAGCCCCGCCUCUCACCCCACAGCAGCCGGCCGGUCGCUCCCCCUCCUCCCCUCAGAGCGGUUGAUAUGACGUCACCGCGCUGCUGAGCUCCGUUUCGUUGACAGCGCGGCGGCGGCGGCUUCCCAGAGAGCCCGGCGGGAGGAAGACAGCGGAGAGAGGGAGGCACGGGCACCGGGCGCGGGAUACUCACCCACAGGGAGGAGGAGGAGGGAGGACAUCGUCCCCCUAAAUACCAAAACAACUAGCUCCUCCUUUCGCGCCUCACCGCCCUUCGCGGCCAUCUCUCCAUUAUCGCCAUUUUUAUCUCGUAUUCCUAAUAUCGCCUGAGGUGGAGGACGAGGGGUUUACGCUGGGUUUUUGCCUAUUUCCCCCAGCACCCCCCCCCCUCCGCUACACGACAGACCGGGGAUACCACAACCACCAUCCGCCCUUCCAAAGACCUUCCUGAGGGCUAGCCGGCCGGGCGGCCAUCCUCCGUACCUCCCCCCGCCGGUGUAAUGAAAAUUGUUGAAUGAAUUCGAGUUUCAUUAAAUUUAUUGCUGGAGUCGCCAUUUCAGCUCAACUGAAGCCACUCUGUGGCAUACUAUACUUUUGAUCCAGGGAUCCCUUAGGAAUUGUCAACUCCUUGAGGUGUCCCUUAUCACAUUCACAGGACUUUAUUCAUCAUGGUGCUCUCACAGAGACAACGAGACGAGCUAAAUCGGGCAAUAGCAGACUAUCUUCGUUCCAAUGGCUAUGAAGAGGCCUAUUCAGUUUUUAAGAAGGAAGCAGAACUAGAUAUGAAUGAGGAGUUAGACAAGAAAUAUGCUGGUCUCCUUGAAAAGAAAUGGACAUCUGUAAUCAGAUUACAAAAAAAGGUUAUGGAAUUAGAGUCAAAGCUAAAUGAAGCAAAAGAAGAGUUUACUUCUGGAGGUCCAAUUGGUCAAAAACGAGACCCCAAAGAAUGGAUACCUCGCCCCCCUGAGAAAUAUUCUCUAAGUGGCCACAGAAGUCCUGUAACGCGUGUCAUUUUCCAUCCAGUAUUUAGUGUUAUGGUCACUGCUUCAGAAGAUGCAACAAUUAAGGUGUGGGAUUAUGAGACAGGAGAUUUUGAACGUACACUCAAGGGACAUACAGACUCUGUGCAAGAUAUUUCUUUUGACCAUUCUGGCAAGCUUCUGGCAUCCUGUUCUGCUGAUAUGACUAUCAAGUUAUGGGAUUUCCAAGGAUUUGAAUGCAUCAGAACUAUGCAUGGUCACGAUCACAAUGUUUCGUCAGUAGCUAUCAUGCCUAAUGGAGAUCAUAUAGUGUCUGCCUCAAGGGAUAAAACCAUUAAGAUGUGGGAUGUGCAGACUGGGUAUUCUGUGAAGACUUUCACAGGGCACAGAGAAUGGGUCCGCAUGGUGAGGCCCAAUCAAGAUGGUACACUGAUUGCCAGCUGUUCUAAUGACCAAACAGUUCGAGUUUGGGUGGUAGCAACAAAAGAAUGCAAAGCAGAGCUUAGAGAGCAUGAGCAUGUGGUAGAAUGUAUUUCUUGGGCUCCUGAAAGUUCCUAUUCUACCAUACUGGAUGCAACAGGAUCAGAGACUAAGAAGAGUGGUAAGCCUGGGCCGUUUUUGUUGUCUGGAUCAAGAGAUAAGACUAUUAAGAUGUGGGAUAUUAGCACAGGCAUGUGCCUAAUGACACUUGUUGGCCAUGAUAACUGGGUGCGCGGCAUUCUGUUUCAUCCGGGAGGAAAAUUUAUAUUGAGCUGUGCCGAUGAUAAGACCCUUCGCAUUUGGGACUAUAAGAACAAACGAUGCAUGAAAACCCUGAAUGCGCACGAACACUUUGUUACCUCUUUGGAUUUCCAUAAGACUGCACCUUACGUGGUCACUGGAAGCGUAGAUCAAACAGUAAAAGUGUGGGAGUGUCGUUGAUUUGAAUUCACCUUGGGUCCCCUCGCCUAUUCCCUUUCCUCUGGAUGCACUCAGAUACCACGGUUACCCAUUCAGCUCUGUUAAAUACCUAUUGUCCUUUCAUGUAAAUUAUUCUGGAUGUAGAUUGAGCUUAUUAAAUGUUACACAAAAAGUAUUCAUGCAUGGUGAAUCCAAAUUGUAUACUGUAAAUUUACAUACGUUGUCUAGAAGUACCAUAGGUUUAAAAACACGGGCAGGCAUUGGUCACAUCAGACCUAAGAGGCAAGAUCUGGGUAAUUCUGGGGUGUCAGAGAAGCGGACUAUGUAACUUGCUCCAGCUGCAGGAUCAUGCCUGAUGUUAUUUUUGUCUUCAGUUGUGGUUUCCUAGAUCAGUGGACUCACUUCAGAAGCACAUUUGUGGGGCUUUUUUGAAAAGUAAUGUGUAUCUGCUACACUUUUAGUGGGCUUUAAAAACUCACCCUUUGCAUUGGAGUGUCCGCAGAAUAGGAGAACUUUUGUGAUGCGGCAGCACUUGUCUUUUAUGUAAGUAAUGAUUACUGCAGAACAUAGCACUAAAUACUUAAUGAUGCAGGAUAUUAAUCUUCCCCCACUUGGUUUUUAAGGAUUUGGCUCUUUUUCAAUUUGAUUAGUAUCUAAUAAUCGCCACCUAGGGUAUUUCAGGGGCAUUACACAGUUGAUGGCCUUCAAGGGAAUGAUUGUUGGAUGGUAACCAAAGACUUGUCAUCAAAGGUGAAAUAUGAAUUAUGCAACAAAUUUGUCACAAGAUUAAAGUAGUUACCUCCAUAAAUGUUUGUACUUUAUUACAGCCACUUUGCAUGUGUAAAACAUUGUUGUAUUUACCUCUUCUUUAUUUCAUUGUGUGUCUCAGGGUUAGCUACCAUCAUGCCUUUUCCCUCUAGAGGCUCUAGAGAUCACUUGGGCUUCGGCAGUUCUGCAAUUCGAACUUUAAAUUAAACAAUACAAAGGCUACGUGGAUAUUUUGUUGUUGAACACUUCAAAGCCUUUUGGAUCCCAGUAAUGGAACAUUUGAUUAUUAGUGUUGGAAACCUUUCUUGCCUCUACUCAAGCAUUGACGCUACAAUACUCCUGUCAUGGUUUCCUACCAUUUAAUUCUUGAAUCUCACUCCUACAGAACAGUUUUUUCCCUUGCUAAUAUUUAACUGUAGUAAGUUAUAAAAAAUAGUGGCCUGUGGUUUUCACCAUAGCCUAUUGCAAUUGAUUAAUGUAAAUGUUGAGGAUUCUUUACAGUAACUACACACCUGCCCCAUCAGAUACUAGUUUCCAUAACUUUCUUUCUCAUUUUUGUUUUGGGAAACCAAAUUCACUCAAAUUCCUAUUUAAAAAUCGAUAUGUGGCUAAGCAUGUGCCCUUUCAAAUAAAUGAUAAAUAUCCAUAUUGGUGGAUGACAGAUUUUUAUUUUCCCUGUUAAUGAGUGAUCGACAUUGCCAAACCACUGUCAUUUUGUGGUUUCUGAAAGGUUUUUGGCGUCUAUAGAGUUCCAUCUAUCUGGCUGCUCUGAUAGCUACCACCUGUACUAAAGUGCAGCCAAGCCUUUUGAUAACAAGAAAUGAAGAGGUAGCCACCUCUGACUUGGUUUUUAUGACCUGACUUCUGUAGCUUAAAUCAUGAAAACACAGAAAGACCUGGUUCUAGUUUUGCAAUUGUUUGGUCAUUUACAUUUUAAAGCUGGAUGUUUUCACAAACGUUUACAAUCCUUGUAUUGGUUUGCAUUUGUUAGUUAUGCAUGUUACCUUUUACUUCUAAAACUUGUAAUAUUUUGUAUUUUUGCCACCUCAGCUAUCAAGUGGUUUUGGAACCUUGGCAACAAAACCACAGUAAGACAACUUAAAAAAAAAUAUUAAUUUGUAAUAAAAGGAAAUCAAAAAUAUUGGGGGAAGGGCGGGUGAAGAGGGGGAGCAGCAUUUACUUAUUUUCUCCUGACACUUGUGCACUCAUUGUAUAUAUUGAAAAUGUUAGCUAUAAUAUUGCUAAAAUCCACUGGCUCAGUUAUGCAAGUCUCCCUUCAAGUAAUCUCAACUAUGAUUUUAUGCCAGUUGCAUUUCUAAAACCAAUUCCUUUAUUUUUUACUAACUGCCAUCAUCUAAUUAUCAUUUGUGUUAAAACAAUAACCUGACUCUUUUUUCUUCUUUAUUUCCUCUGACCUUUUUAUUCCAACUAAUUUCUAAAAUUCCCAAAACAAAUAUAAAACGUGCUGAAAUAAUGUAAUCUGUUCUCAUUGUACAUCUUUUUGCAACUGUUGUGGCACAACAAUAACUUAAAAGUAUCCGUUUACAUGAUAAAUGUAGAAGUUCAACUUCACACAUAAUACUCCUCUGAAUAAUUAAAGACAACAUCUACUGUUUUGGUGCAGAUGUAGGUGUGGUGAUAUGAAUUAAUAUGUAAACCAGUAGAAUUCUACAUUGUUUGAUUCUUUGCCUUUAGAUCUGGACUAGAAGCUUGGUGAAAGAAAUGUACUUCUAGCAAUGCGUUAGAACAGUGGUAGGCAACCUUCAGCGCUCCAGGUUGUAGACUACACCACCCCUGAUGCUUUGCCAGCAUUACGGCUGAUGUAGUCCACAUCUGGAGUGCCACAGGUUGCCUACACCUGCAGUAGACUAUUGCAUUCUCAAAUAAUUACACAAGAAGGGAGGGUAGUUGUGGCUUUUAUAGUCCCUUUUAUUCAGUUUUUACUUGUCUAGUCUUUCGACAUAGUCAUUCAACAUCAUGUAAAUGCCUUUGAAUAAACAAAAUAUAGAGUUAAUCAUAUUUUAUAUAUUGAAUUGUGGCUCUAAAUUGAAACUCUAACCAACAUUUACAAUGAUCAUUUACAAUGAUCUCAAUAUGUGAUCUAUUUUAUAGCUUUCCCUCUUACAAACACUUUGUAGCUGUCAUUGAUCUUUGCUGAUAGCCAGCAUUAAUCUUUUAGUGCCACAUGGGUGCUCAGAGUAUCGCCUUCUGACACUAAAUAAAUGUUGAUUCCCAGUGCUGAUGUGAUUUUUCAGUGUGCCUUAAUAUUUCCUCCCCCUUCUGCUUCACUGUGUAUAUUGUAAUUUUUAUUUUGUCAAUAAAUUAACAAGUCUGAACAUAAUGCAGUUGCCUUUAUGAAGGCUUUCACUUGAACAGUAAAAUAUUUUGGCGUUGAUGAAAUCACUAAGAUGUGUGUCUGGGUUGUCAAGAAAUUAUUCACAUGAUCAAAAUUUCGAAAAACGUAGACCAGUAUAAACAGCGACAUUUGUCAUUCUUGGAAAAGCAACACCAAUUUUGUUAUUCUAUCAAACUGUCUUAAAUCAAUCAAGGUUAAUGAUGUGUGGAGUUUUAAAAGUAGGAAAGGGCAAUAUUACAGCUAUCCAUAUCAAAAUGAAACUUCAAAAAUGUUGUGAAAUGGUUGGCAAACACCACAAAAGUGUCAAAUAAAAUGCACAGCUUGUUUUGGGUGUGAGCUGUCAGACUUUCCACUGUUUAAUGCUUUGAAGAUUAUCACCACACCAAAUGUUUACUAUAACCUCCAAAUGGAUGUUUAAUUUCUUUGUAAAUACAUUGUGUUUCCCCUUGCCGCAUAACAACCAAUUCAUUCCUCUGUAUAAUUUUUAGUAUUGCAAAUAUUUAGCUCUUA
Molecule: messenger RNA, 5518 nt
Organism: Pelobates fuscus (common spadefoot toad)
Lineage: Eukaryota; Metazoa; Chordata; Amphibia; Anura; Pelobatidae
Gene: PAFAH1B1
Product: platelet activating factor acetylhydrolase 1b regulatory subunit 1
Exons: 11
Coding region: 673-1905 (410 amino acids)
Biological process (GO): brain morphogenesis; retrograde axonal transport; establishment of mitotic spindle orientation
Cellular component (GO): cytoplasmic microtubule; kinetochore; microtubule associated complex
Molecular function (GO): microtubule plus-end binding; dynein complex binding
Source: RefSeq, a predicted model, not a curated record